This is a messenger RNA of Penaeus vannamei (Pacific white shrimp), 650 nucleotides long. NCBI's taxonomy places the organism in Eukaryota, Metazoa, Arthropoda, Malacostraca, Decapoda, Penaeidae. The record is from RefSeq and is a predicted model, not a curated record.
UCUGACUGACAUCCUCACAGCAGAUAGGUCGUCCAUGACUCAGGCUUUGAGUUGUUUUGAGACCACCUUACAGCUCGGACCAAGGCCAUAGUCCACAUUCAUGAAGACAUCCAGAUGCCACUGCUCUUGUAUGGCCACUGCCUGGACUUGACCAUUGUCUCUGCCGACUUCCCAAAGCCCAUCUUCGCUGUGACCCACGCCAACAGUGUGCACAGCAAAUGUCUACUUCGGCGAUGUCGUCCCCCACCGAUACCCAGACCUACUUCCUACAUCAUUUCAGGAACGUCUUCGUGUCCAAGACACAUGCUGCAAGAUGCACGACCGAUGUUACGAGGCUGCAGACAGAACGGAGUGUUCGUGGUCGUGGCUGGGGGCUUCCUUCACAAGAUACUCCUGGCGAUGGGAUGGACAACGCCUGCACUGCGGCGAGGGAACAGCAUGUGAAAUGGCGGCGUGCGCUUGUGACAGAUCGGCGGCUGAAUGCUUUGCCCGCCAUCCUUGGAAUCCUAAGCACAAGCGGUAUUCCUUCUGGGACAUCCUUGCCUGAUCUCGUAACCGGCGCUCUUCUUUGCACAUAUCGGAAAGACUCGCACCCGGAGAGGAAUUUGUAAUAGCACAUAAAAUAUAAAUAACCCAGUCUUAUUGGCACA